Theobroma umbraticum is the source of this 3960-nucleotide messenger RNA. NCBI's taxonomy places the organism in Eukaryota, Viridiplantae, Streptophyta, Magnoliopsida, Malvales, Malvaceae. The record is from RefSeq and is a predicted model, not a curated record.
AUGGCUGUUUCAACGGUCCACCAUCAAGAGUCCUCAAUUUCUCGAUACACUUAUCAUGUAUUCUUGAGUUUUAGAGGUGCAGAUACGCGUAAGAACUUUACAGAUCACCUUUACAUGGCUUUGGUGCAAGCAGGGAUUCACACAUUUAGAGAUGAUGAUGAAAUUGAGAGAGGAGAGAACAUAAGAGAUAAGAUUGAAAGAGCACUGCAAGAGUCAAAAAUAUUUAUCAUUGUCUUCUCAAAGAAUUAUGCCUCAUCAACAUGGUGCCUUAACGAACUUGUAAAGAUAAUGGAGCAUAGGAAAUUCUCCAAACACAUUGUUUUGCCAAUUUUCUAUGACGUGAAUCCAUCUCAAGUGAAGAAGCAGACAGGGAGUUUUGCAGAAGCGUUUGCUACACAUGAAGAGAGCUUCAAGUCUGAGAUGGACAUGGUACAAAGAUGGAGGGCUGCUUUAAGAGAAGUUGCGGAUUUGGGAGGCAUGCUUCUGGAAGAUAGGCAUGAAUCACAGUUCAUUCAAGAUAUUAUUACACAAGUUGAAAAUAAACUCCAUCGGACUACUUUACAUGUCCCUCCGUAUUUAGUUGGAAUAGAUUUUCUCGUGACACGCAUUAGUUGGUGGUUAGGAGAUGAAUCAAAUAAGGUUGGCAUAGCAACAAUUUGCGGAAUUGGAGGGAUUGGGAAGACAACCAUUGCCAAAGUUGUUUACAAUCUUAACGUCCAAAGAUUUGAAAGUUGCAGUUUCCUUGCUAAUGUUAGAGAGACUACUGAAGAACGCAAUGGCCUGGUUCAUUUGCAAAGACAACUUAUUUCAGAUAUCUUGAAAGGGAAAGCAAAAAAAAUAUACAAUUCAGACGAUGGAAUCAUUAAGAUUAAAGAAGCCAUACGUCGUAGACGUGUGCUUCUUGUCCUAGACGAUGUGGAUGAUUCAGAAAAAAUAACUGAAAUAAUUGGAGCGAAAAUUCCUUUUCAUCCAGGAAGUAAAAUCAUUAUAACUAGCAGGCAUCGAUGUCUACUGAGUGAUCCUUUUAUUAGGCACAUGUUUGAUCUUGAAGCAUCAUCAAGUUAUGGAGACUUAUGCAAGGUAUUUGAGGUAAAAGAAUUAGCUUUCAAUGAAUCACUUCAACUUUUUGAUUGGUAUGCCUUCGGACAGAAUGAUCCAAUUGACAGUUAUAUGGAAUACGCAAAGAGUAUAGUAAACCACUGUGGUGGGCUUCCAUUAGCUCUUCAAGUUUUAGGUUCUUCUCUGUCUGGUAAAAGUAUAAAUGUGUGGAAAAGUGCAUUAGAGAAAUUGAAAGCAAUCCCUGAUAGCAAAAUUCAAAAGAUUCUAAGAAUAAGCUAUGAUUCCUUAGAAGAUGAUCAUGAUAAAAAUCUAUUCCUUGACAUAGCUUGUGUAUUCGCCGGGAAGGAUAAAGAUUACACAACUACAAUUCUGGAUGGUUGUGAUUAUUAUACAGCAAUUGGUAUCGAAAAUCUCAUAAAUAGGUCUCUUCUGGUUGUUAAUGAAAAAAACAAGCUGAUGAUGCAUCAAAUGAUUAGAGAUGUAGGAAGGAACAUUAUUCGUCAAGAAUCUCCUAACCUUGGGAAACGAAGCAGGUUGUGGCAUAAAGACGCAUUUGAUGCAUUGAAAGAAAAAAUUGGUACAAAAACAAUCAAGUGCCUCACCAUUGACCUACAAAGAUUGCUAGAGGAGAAGUAUGGAAAGAUAGUUGCAAAUCAUUCAAAAAAUUCAUUUCUCAUGUCAAAUGAGGUAGAUAUUGAAAUCGAUGCAUUUGCAAAGAUGCAGAGACUUAAACUACUUCAGCUAGAUUAUGUAAAACUUAAAGGAGACUACAGAGACUUCCCGAGAAGCUUAAUAUGGUUGAGUUGGCAUGGAUUUCCUCAAGAAUAUCUUCCUACAAAUUUAGAUAUUUCCAAGCUAGUUGUUCUUGAGAUGCUCAACAGUAGCCUCAAACGUGUUUGGAAUGAUACAAAGUACUUUCUUCCAAAUCUGAAGAUCCUUAAUCUCAGUCACUCCCAUGACCUUCUCAAAAUCCUUAACUUAUCAUGUCUUCAUAGUCUUGAGAGGUUGAUGUUGAAAGAUUGCACAAAGUUGAUUGAGGUCGAUCAAUCCAUUGGUGAGAUAAAGACUCUUACUAUUUUAAACCUUAAAGGUUGCAAAAGUCUUAGGAAACUUCCAAAGACAAUUGGUUCGUUAGAAUGUUUGGAAGAGCUUAUUUUAUCUGGCUGCUCAACACUUGAUGAUAUGCCUAGGGAUUUGCAGAAUAUGAAAUCAUUGAGGGUGCUUAACUUAGAUGGAACUGCUAUUUGUGAAUCAAAUUCAUGGUUGUCUUGGCUAUCACUUAAAAGAAGCAAAGAGUUGGGUUUCUUUUGGGCAUCUUUGCCAUGUUCUUUGGUAAAGUUGAGUCUUGAAAGUUGCAGACUAUCUGAUGAUGCUAUGCCCGCUGAUUUGAGCUACUUACCUUCCUUGAAAUCCUUAAAUUUAAGUAGAAACCCAAUUCGUAGCCUUCCUAAGAGUAUUAGCCGGCUUAGAAAGCUUGACGAACUUUUGCUAACUUGUUGCAAAGAUCUCCAAUGGCUUCCAAAGCUUCCAAUAAAUUUGAGUGGCUUGCGCAUGAAAAUGUAUCAAUCGAUGUACAGCUAUGCAAGUCUAUCACUCUUAUUGUCUUUGAAAAGGUUUAUUCUCUUUGGUUGUGAAAAGCUAACCGAGAUUGAAGGUGUGUUCAAGUUUGAACCAUUUGAAAACUUUGAAGUGGAGGAGAUCAAAUGCUUAUUCAAUAUGGACUCAAUCAGCAGCAUUCAAUUGCAAGUUUAUAACUAUCUUACGGACACAAAAAUGAUCACUACCCCACAGGUAUUUCAUGAGGGUGGCAUAACUAGCUGUUUCGUUUCUGAAAGUGAGGUUCCAAUCUCGUUUGAGCAUCGCUGUAAAGGGCCUAAAAUUUCUUUUUCAUUGCCACAAAAUCCUGGUGAAAAAGUUAGUUGGUUGAAUCUAUGCAUCAAAUAUUCUCUCGUGAGUGAUGAGAUAUUUGAAUUUCUACCAUCUGUGUAUAUUGUUAAUGAGACCAAGGAGCUGGUUUGGGCUUAUUUCUCAAGUUUCAUUGGAAUUCCUGAAACCAAAAGUGACACAAUCCUGUGGGUAAUCCACUGGCCAGUAAAGGAUUACCAGUUGGAAAAUGGCGAUUUGGUGAGCUGCAAAUUAAUAUCUUCUGGUUUAGAGAUAAAAGAAUUUGGUGUUACAUAUGUAGCAGAAAAGAAGGAUACACAUGAAGAUGACUCCCGACUUUACUAUCAAGGAAAUGAAGAUAUUUGGAGAAAGAUUAAGGUGAAAGUAAAUGAAGAGUUACUCAAUUUGGGCUCUAGUGGGAAUGUUAAAGUGCAAAUUUACAACUAUUUCGAGGAACCAAUAAUAGUUGCUUCCCCUCAGGUGCUAUAUGAUUGUGGGAUAAUUAGCAUGUUUGUUCCAUAUGACUUUGCAUGUUGGGGUAGGUACAGCCAUCAUGUUAUCGGGAAUAAGGUUUCAUUUACAGUGGCUCGAAGCUCUAGUCAACAAAUUUGUUGGAUAAACUUUAUGGUGGCUCUUGUUGCUGAAGACGAUCAAAUAUUUGAUUUUUUAUCACGUAUUGAGAUUGUCAAUGAGACCAAAUCUACUACAUGGACUUAUCAUAGACGUUUCACUGGAAUUCCUAAAGCCAAAAACGCCCUUUAUUGGUUAAGUUCUUGGAGAUUUAUGGGUGAAGAUGGUGAUCGAGUGAGCUUUACAGUGUUUUCUGAUUUAUACGUAAAAGAAUGUGUCAUUGAUCUCAUAUAUGAAUCAGAUGACAACCUUCUGCAUAAAUGCAACUCUACUUAUGAACAUUCGCCAGCUACAAGUGCAAUUUUUAGAUGGCUUUUUCCAGUUUUUGUAUACCUUUUGUUUAUGUCUCAAAGGAGUCUUUAUAGGAUUCAAUGUUUAGACAAAUGA